CAGCUGUCCAAACAAAUUGACUGUUGUCAAACAGUGGGCAUAAAAGUAUGAAAAAUACUUGGAAAAAGCCAAAAGAAUGUGCAUUACAACGUAAAACCGAACCAUCUUGCAAUUGAAAUAAUGCAUUCUAUCCACUAGUCAAGGAGCAGUGCUUUCGCGAGCUUCGCCAAACUUCGAACGAUACUGUGGUGAAGGAAAGCAUCGAGACGCGCUCGUACCGUACGGCAGCUUGUCUAUUGUUUUGCGUCUGCCAGAGAGUGCAGUUCGGUUUUCCGGAGCGUUCGUCGUUUGGUCGGGUCAGCCAAGUGGAAAAUUCUUAAACCAACGAAGCACAAAAUAAACUCGCUCUGUGUUUUUGUGGAAGCUACAAAGAUCAAUAACCUUGCGGUCUGUACACCGUGUGUGGUGUGGCCAGUUCCGGUGGCCGAACGAGAACCGUGUGUGCGUGCGCGUAUGGUGUAAGAAUUGUUGGGGUGGUUUUUGGGGGUUUCGAUUAACUAAGUUUUCACAGAGUGGUGUGCACUCUUUUCUAUUGCACCUCGGUAAUUGGUUAAAGUCGUGAAAAGUGUGUUGUAGUGCAAAGGGUGCUGUGAUUGAUAACUGCUUAGUGUGCGUGUGUGUGUAUCCGACAACCGAGAACAUCCGAAAAGCUGUUGUUUGCUCUUGAAACCAAAAUAAAAAAGGAGGCUGCAGCAUGAGUGCGACCGAUGGCGGUGGGGCCGAGCUGAGGCGAAGGUUACUAGCGGAAGGCGAUGCCAGCCAGCAACAGCAGCAGGAAAGCCCUAAACAACAGCAGCAACCACCAGCGGAGUGUGCCACCACGGAAAACUCCGACCAUGUUGAUUCGGAAACCGAAACAGAGGAACGUUUGCCGGAGGAAAAGUAUGUGGAAGAGAUGGCCAAAAACCUUCCCCAGGGAACGAACAAAAUGCCCGAGGUUUUGGGUCAAGCGUUGAGCGGUCUGCCGGAUAGAUGGAAGAACUGGGUGAUACGUGGCAUCUUUACGAUGAUUAUGAUCAGUGGAUUUUGCUUGAUCAUCUACGGUGGACCUUUGGCACUGAUGGUUACGGCUCUCGCUGUUCAGGUGAAAUGUUUCCAGGAGAUCAUUUCGAUUGGUUACUCCGUGUACCGUAUUCAUGGAUUGCCGUGGUUCCGCAGUCUGUCCUGGUACUUCCUGCUAACAUCCAACUACUUCUUCUACGGUGAAAAUCUGGUCGAUUACUUUGGUGUUGCAGUUAGCCGUGUGGACUCACUGCGUUUUCUAGUCAAAUAUCAUCGCUUCCUGUCAUUCUGCUUGUACUGCAUCGGGUUCGUUUGGUUCGUGCUGUCACUCGUGAAGAAGUACUACAUGAAACAGUUCAGCCUUUUCGCCUGGACACACGUUGCGCUGCUGAUAGUGGUGACCCAGAGCUACCUGAUCAUACAGAACAUAUUUGAAGGAUUGAUCUGGUUUAUCGUACCGGUUUCGAUGAUCGUUUGUAACGAUGUGAUGGCGUACAUGUUUGGGUUCUUCUUCGGCCGCACACCUCUGAUACAGCUCAGCCCCAAGAAAACUUGGGAAGGGUUCAUUGGUGGUGGAUUUGCGACCGUUAUCUUCGGUCUGGUUGCAUCGUACUUCCUGUGCCAGUUCCAGUUCUUCGUCUGCCCGAUUGAGUACUCGGAAGCGGAGGGACGUAUGAUAAUUCAGUGUGAACCGAGCUAUUUGUUCCGACCACAGGAGUAUAGCAUCGCAUUGGUAUGUAUGCAGUAUUUUGGUGGAAGAAGCGAGAUCAGCUGGGUUCUAACGAUUGUUCUUUAUUAUUUUCAGUUUGGCGCUAGCAAAACUAUCACGAUGUAUCCUUUCCUGCUCCAUUCGCUCUCGAUGAGCAUCUUUAGCUCGGUAAUUGGACCAUUCGGUGGCUUCUUUGCCUCUGGAUUUAAGCGUGCGUUUAAGAUUAAGGACUUUGGAGAUAUGAUUCCCGGACAUGGUGGCAUUAUGGAUCGUUUCGAUUGUCAAUUCUUGAUGGCAACGUUUGUAAACGUAUACAUCUCUAGCUUUAUUCGUUAUGCUUCCCCGCAAAAGCUACUAAAUAUGGUGUACAACCUGAAACCAGAAGAGCAGCUGCAACUAUUCAAUCAGCUAAAGGACAGCCUGGAGGAGCGCAAUAUCAUCAAUUUAAAUUAAGUUCUCGGACGAGCGUGAACCAAGUUACCCGUUGGCGCUGUUAUUGUUGUAUUAUGUGUACGGUUUUUUUUUCAUUUUUUUUGUUUUGUUUUGUUUAACCUUUUUUACGCUUAGUUAUUUACCUCUUCUGCCAUUCGAAAGCAAUGGUAAACGACCAUUCUCGAAAUGGGAAUCAGCAAACGACGCUUGAACUUUUUGUUUAAUGACUUAUGCUACCAUUAGGCAAAUGGUCUUAUUGUUUACAUCGUUGCGAGAGUUUAAGUGCAUUAGGUGAACAUUCUGUAUCGCUCCCUCUCUCUCGGACGUCACAAAGAAACGAGCCCCAAAACAGAACAAAAUCAAUCAAUGAUCUCUGGGUUCACGUAUGUACCGGCCGCCAACCAUAAUCCUCUCACAUAGCUGUCUACUGACGGUCGGAUGCAGGCGAUUAUUCGCCAGCUUUGGCCCAACAGUAUUCUGCUUGUGUGGCAAAGAUAGAUACAAUUUUUAUAAAGAGCUUUGUUCGAACUUUCCUUUACUUUUACAACGGUACCUUCAGGUUUGAGGGAGCGAUUGAGUGAUGCUUGGUUUGGUUGUAAGUUAUUAUUAAUAAAGAAAUCAACAGCUGGACGGAGAAUGGAUAUUUAAGGAAAACAAAACAACAAAAUCGAAAACGGAGGACAUUUAUUUGCAGUAUUCACACAAGAAAGGGCAAUUGCAUAAAUGCCGGUAAAUUGUUCAUUAUUGCGAUGGAAAAACAAAAGAAGAACAUAUUUACAUCGAAAGGACAAAAUUUGUGCUUGGCUUUGGAAAGCUGCAAAGAAGAUGAUUCAAACUAGUUGGUGACUAGAAGAAUAAUACAUGUAAUAAAUGUACGGUAGUGUUGAUAAAAAAAAGGGAAAUUUAGUGUAUGUGAAAAGCCAAAGGAAGGGCCCGAAGCAUAAUCGCAUAUAUUUAAUCGAACUGAAAUCCAGGCUUUCAUUCCGUAAUUCGAGUGAUGUCUUGGGAGGAGAGAGAGAGAAAUAGUUUUGUGCAAUAAUAUAUUAUAUACACCUGUGUGUAGCUGUAUGGAACUGAAUGGAAACCGUGUGUGGAGAGAGGUACAAUUCAUGAUUACCAGAGCAUAUAUCGCAUUACGUAACACAAACAUACACAUACACACACAAACACUCUCACAUUAGUGUAAGAAGCGAUUUAUUCAUUUGGCAAAGGGAUAAGGCCUAGUCCCCCCGCGCGCGCGCGGAUAAAACAUCCUCCCCGGCUUGCAAUCCAAAACAUAAAGGGUAGAUUAGGAAGCAAAAGAGAGGUAUCGAAUGUGUAGGUUUGUUUUUAUAACCAUUCAUAUAUUGCGAAUACCCCCCCGCAAAGUUCCCCGCUAACCCUGCUGGAAAAAAUGGCCACAUUCCAGGAAAAGGGAGGUUUGAAGGCCUGCGCGCACCAUAUUGUAACGAUCUUUUUUUGUUGGAGAAGUUGCGCGAGAUCUGCCAAUCAUCUUCAAUUUAGCUAAAUGUCUCGAUGAAUACAUUCAGAAACACUGACUGUGUAGUAGCAAUGUAAGUUAGUAGGACGUGCGGUUCGUGCGGCCAAACUGAAUUAAUACGUUUUUUGAUGUUUUACCUAACAGCGGGCGCAUGGUGGCCCCCCUGCGGUAAGUGUAAGGGGAACGUCCAACACAAAUAGACCUAUAUCCACACGGUAGCGUGCGUAUCGAUGUUUAGAAUUGGUUUAUUUUAUAUAUCAACGUUUAAUAAAGCAAUUGAAGAAACAAAACUAUAAUCGCGGCAAAUAGCUGCAUUGGUCCUCCAGAACGCAGAUAAUCAGCGGCUCUUCGGAGUGGUCUAAUGGUAGAUUGUAAACGACACCAAUUAAGCUAUUUGUUUCGAUUUGUUGCUAUUUUUCCAUUUUCCGCUAGUUGUUGUAAAACGUCAUCGUUAUUGUUUUCAGCAGUAGUUUCUACUGCAUGAAGAAUAGCAACUAUAUAGUUAGGUUCAAUUAUAUUUAAUUUUUAUAUCACGUUUCACAACUGUCUGUUAUUCGGCGCUGGUAAUCGCAUUCGAAACCAAGCGGAAACACUUAGGCAAACCAAAACGGAAAGAACAAAUACAAAUACAAAAGAAAUACAAUAUUUAGCAAACAGAGACACUCUAAACCAUGUUAAUCUCGUGUAAUCGUGUAAUUGCAAGCAAGGGGCAAACCAACUUAUUGUAAACUUCCCGAACCGGCAGCGUUGCAGACAACCCAUGAGAGAAAAAUGUUGGGAGUGUUAGUCAAAACCGUAAUCAUCGUGUUAGUGUUUUCCUUCCCCACAAGGCAAGGAAAGAUAUUGUCCGUAUUGACCCAUCGGGUACGCGUAACGUAGGUUUCGAGAAAGUUUAACGAAACUUGUGCAUAAGAUGGGAAAUUAUAUAUACAUACAUUACUCUAAUCUCCCCUUUGUACACUCUGAAAAGUGUAACAAUAAAGUGCAACGUUGUCCCUCUG
Molecule: messenger RNA, 4624 nt
Organism: Anopheles funestus (African malaria mosquito)
Lineage: Eukaryota; Metazoa; Arthropoda; Insecta; Diptera; Culicidae
Gene: Cds
Product: phosphatidate cytidylyltransferase, photoreceptor-specific
Exons: 7
Coding region: 695-2164 (489 amino acids)
Cellular component (GO): endoplasmic reticulum membrane
Molecular function (GO): phosphatidate cytidylyltransferase activity
Source: RefSeq, a predicted model, not a curated record